UGCAGUCAACUAACUAUAUGAUUUCGACUUUGACAAAACUUUAGUCUUUUACUUGAUGUUUUAUAAUCUUUAAUAGUCUUCGUGUUUAUUUAUAUGUUACAAAUAAAUAGUCAGAUAUUUAUUAUAUCAUAAAUACAUACAUCGAGUUCACUCAUGUUCACUCCUGUUGUCGUAUCCACUGUGCUCUUGAUGAACACAUAAUUACUUUUUCCUUUUUAGAAAAUCUGAUAAAACGCAAAUUGGUCAAGGCUUUCAGUUCAUCGUUUCCCCUCCAGGAAUUUUAAAAAUAUUCGAAUUUGUGGCGCUCUUGAUAUCUCUGUCAUGUAUCGCAGCUUUUAUGAGCACUUUGAACAACACUCGAGGCACGUGGAAUUUUUUCACAUUUUGCGUGGCGUGCACGUGGAUUUUCACCAUAGUCUCGUUUCUUUUCUUCACUGUUGGCGGACACAAGAUUCUUCACCAAGUAAAUUGGGUUUUAGCGAUGGCAAUAAUCUAUGUCAUUUUCACCGUAAUGCUGUUGAUCUCUGCUGGUAUUUUGGCCGAUAAUACGAGAUCAUAUAAAGCUUCGGGUCUUUGCGAUUCUUGGAAGUCUGUUCAUAAAGAUAUUGAAUGCAAUAAUCUUGUUGUCGCCGUGGUAUUUGCCUUUACUGCAUUUAUCCUGUAUAUUGUGGAUUCAUCAUUUCACUUUUGGCUGAGUGUCGUUGCAACUGAUUCUGGCAUUGAACUUGAAACGGCCGAGAUGGAGAUAUGAAGAAUGGAAAAGAGUGGUUAUCUUCUUGGUGUUAGAUUGAAAUGGAUUAAAAUAUUUGAGUUAUGGAAGCACCAUCUUAUCUACUAUUUGUAUUACAUCAUAGCUUGCCAAGUGUAUAGAGAAUCAGAAUGUAUGCUAAAUGUAUCAAAAUGCGCAUAUGAAAGCCAGAAAAAUGGUUUGUGAAAAAGUUAAGACUCUUUACGACUUUGCUGGCAGUAUUUAAUAUGAAGAAUCGUGGGCGUUUUGUGUCUCGAGUUGCUAUUUUUGCGACUUUCAAUUUGGGUCUUUAAUCAUUUAGCUGUGCAAGCUUACUUACAUGGUAGCCAUUUUUUCGAUUCCAAAUGCAUCUUUGCAUUUGCGCCUUUUCCCUGCAUUUAACAAAAAUAAACGUUCAAUAACACGGUGCAAUAUAGUGAUAAAUCUUUGCAAUAUUCAUUAGAACAAACAAAAAAUCAUUAACCUUUUCAAA
This is a messenger RNA of Xenia sp. Carnegie-2017, 1220 nucleotides long. RefSeq lists its product as uncharacterized. The transcript has 4 exons. The coding region runs from base 338 to 751 and encodes 137 amino acids. The record is from RefSeq and is a predicted model, not a curated record. Lineage: Eukaryota; Metazoa; Cnidaria; Anthozoa; Malacalcyonacea; Xeniidae. Gene Ontology annotation, cellular component: membrane.